GUAACAAAGUCACCUACAUCUUGGAUACCCUGGAGGAAAUUUGGAGCUUUCAUGUCACCAUUGCCUCUGAGCCUGAUAUGACCAUGGACUGGGAUUUCUGCCUCUUUUUGUACCUGUUUUGUGCAUUUCACUCAGUGCUGACAUUCAACAUCGAUCCUGUGACUUGGAAGUACUUUACAAGAAACAAUGAUGUUGGCUUUGGCUAUAGAGUGAUACAGACAGAUACAUCUAGUUUACUUGUGAGUGAUCCUUUAGUACAAUACAGCAAUAACACAAGAGGACAAGUUUAUAGCUGUGCCAUUUCACAGGAAACUUGCCUGCCGGUGGCAAUUAAUGUGCCUUCUGAAGCUGUUAACAUGUCUCUUGGACUUUCUAUGACUAAGGAUCCACAAUCUUCUAAUUCAGUGGUUUGUGGUCCAACCAUUCCUAAGCAGUGCAAAGUGCUUACUACCCUCAAUGGUAUGUGCUUUAUCAUGAGUGGAAACGAUGCAGUGAGUGCACCUAUACCAAGUGCUUUGAGAAACUGCCCUCCAGAAAUAGACAUUGCUUUUCUAAUAGAUGGCUCUGCGAGUGUAGAAGAUGUAGAUUUUGUUAAAAUGAAAACUUUUGUCAUAACAAUAAUCCAGAGUUUUUCCAACUGCAGUUCUCAGUUUGCCAUUGCACAGUUUUCCACUGGUUUUGAAAUUCACUCCAAGUUUGAAGCAGUCAAUGACAUUGAUUCAUGGAGGACAAGAAUAGGAGAGAUUAAACAGCAAAAAGGAUGGACCUACAGUGCAAAUGCUAUAAAUAAAACUGUGGAUGAGCUCUUUGUAAGUGAAGGAGGGGCGAGGCAAUCAGCAAUUAAAAUCCUAAUUGUUAUUACUGAUGGUAGCUCAACUGAUGAACCGCAUCUCAGAGGUGCUGUUGAAAAGGCAGAAAAGAAGAAUAUUAUACGAUUUGCUAUUGGUAUCGGUGAAGCUUUUGAUGAUGCAGAUACAAAGCAGCAGUUACAAGUUAUUGCAUCUGCUCCUGUUGCUAAGCAUGUGUUUAAUGUGACUGACUUUGACGCAUUGGACAGCAUCCGUGAACAACUGGAAGAAAACAUUGCUAUUGAAGGUGUCCAGUCCACUGGUGAUUCUGCCACAAUGGAGUUUGCUCAGGAUGGAUUUACUGCAGUGUUUACAUCCAAUGAAAGUCUGAUCAUGAGUUCUGUGGGAGCUUUCCAGGGGAAGGGUGGAUAUCAGGAACACUAUCGAGAUGGCCGUUCAUCAGACUUCCAAGUGGGAAGUGAGCAAGAUAGUUACUUUGGUUAUUCAAUGACAAUAGCAACACGGUCUAAAAAAAAGCUUGUGAUUUUGGGAGCACCAAGAUACAGGCAUAAAGGACAAGUGAGGAUUUCAAUAAUUGGAAAUAAUGCAACCAACCUGCUGAUGGAUUCACCCAAGCCUCAGAUUGGAUCGUACUUUGGAGCCGAGGUCUGUGUGGUUGAUCUGAACUCUGACGCAAAAACAGAUCUUCUAUUAAUAUCUGCACCAACCUACGUAGACUCUCAUUCUGAAGGCAGAGUUUUUGUGUACUUUUAUUCUCGGCAGCCAUACUUCACUUUUUCUGUGGCACUGGUGGGAAUGGCAGGUCACAGGGGUCGAUUUGGCUCUUCCCUGGCCAGUCCAGCAGAUCUGAAUGGUGAUGGUUUCAGGGAUGUGCUGAUUGGAGCUCCUUUAGAGGAGGACAGACAGGGCAGCAUCUACAUAUUCAAUGGAGGAGUAGAUCAAAUAAAUCCCACAUAUUCACAGAGAAUUGCUGGAUCAUCUGUACGCUCAGGUUUACAGUUUUUUGGACAAGCUCUGAGUCAGUCCUCCUUAGAUCACAGUGGAGACAGUCUACCAGACAUUGCUGUUGGAUCAAAAGGAGCAGUUUUGCUUCUUAGAUCUAGACCCAUAGUGUUUGUGGAUGUGAAAGUAACCUACAGUCCAUCUAAAAUCUCAACCAGUCAAACAAACUGCACCAAGCCACUGGAAAACACCUUGACAGUAUGCUUCAACAUGAGCGGAUACAAACAUGCUAUAACAGAUUUGGCUGCAAAUAUUAGCUAUACGUUAAAGCUGGAUGCCAAGCGAUAUAACCACAGAGCAUACUUUUUGCCCAAAAAUCGUGUCCUCAGUGAUGCUUUAAAUGUUACACUAGAGGAAGUGUGUAAAGACCAUCCAUUCUUCAUAGAGGCUUGCACAGAGGAUCAUCUUAACCCACUGCAUAAUGAAUUAAUGAUUACUUUUGAGGGUCUGCCCUCCCAAAGCCUGGAGAACUUACAGCCUGUUCUCUUACCAUGGAUAAAGAACACUACAUUGUGGAUGUUAGAUUAUGAGAUGAACUGUGGAUCAGACAAUCUUUGUGUUGACAACCUCAAAAUGGACUUCAGCUUUGGAUCUGCUAACAUAGAGGUUGGGAUCAUGCAGGAGAUCAAUGUGACGGUGUUUGUAGAAAACAAAGGAGAAAACUCAUACAACACUCAGUUCACCCUCAACUACCCCUUUGGAUUUUCCUACAGAAGAAUUAUGCCUCGAGUGGGCAGAGUGAAUUGCGAUUCCGUGGAUCACAUGCAAGGAAUUUUAUUAGGGGUGACCAUCUGUCAGGUCAACAAACCUCUAUUCGCAGGAAACGCUUCUGCCGUAUUUGAUAUUAUUUACAGUAUUAAUAAAGAAAGUAAUUUUGACCAAAAGGUGACAUUCAGUGCAUCUCUUACCAGUGGCAAUACGAAUCACUCUGAAAACAGUGAACUGUUGAAAAUGAGAAACAUCAGUGUAAAACAUGCUAUCAGUGUUGCCUUGCUGAGACAUACAGAUUCCAGCAUUUACAUCAAUUUCACCAGUGGGAAGAAUACUCUUGAAAAACCAGUGAAACAGAUACUGGAGGUGAAGAAUGAAUUUAGGGAGCUAAAUGUAACCGUUUUCAUUAGAGUACCUGUAAAACUGGGAGAUGAAUACAUCUGGACUAAUAAAAACUUACAGAUUCCAGAUUGCUUCAGGGAAAGAGAUGAGCAGCCCACCUCCACCAAUUUUCUGAAAGUGCUCAAAAAGAAAAAUGUCUUGAAUUGCUCUGUGACGGUGUGUGCAGUCUUCAGGUGUGAUGUGAAUCUAAUGAGAAAUGAAAGGAAGUUCUAUAAUAUCUCCAGCAAUGUGAGCUCUAGAUGGAUUGAGCAGAUUGGGCCUAUGUCUGCAUCUUUUCAGUUGGUCAGUACAGCAUCUCUGGAUUAUGAUGAGGACGAAUAUAUUUACUUCUCCGAUUCCCUCAGCUCUGUGCCAGUUUGUGAGGUAAUCACUCAGGUGGAGGUCUAUGAGGAACCCAGCAUCCUAAAGGAGGUCAUUGGAGGAGUUAUUGGAGGACUGCUGAUCAUGUCACUCAUCACAGCUGCCCUCUAUAAGACUGGCUUUUUCAAAAGAAAGGCCAAGCAACAGAGGAAGGAUCCAGCACAAGAAGAUGCUGAAGUGGAAAAUCUAAAUGAAAAUUAAUGCAGAAUUGAUUAAAUACUUUUAUUGUAAUUUUUAACGUCUAGUUCUUUCAUCAACAUUAAUAGAUGUUCAUAAAACAAUUCACUACAGAAUAUGUUUUGGUUAAAAAAAAAAAAAAAAAAACUAUGGUCCACCAAACAUUACACACAGAAAAAUAGGGCACUAUAUCAUGGCCACAAAUUAAGAAUUUAUUUCCUUUUAGUAAAUCAUGGCCACUUAAUUUGUUUCCUCAUUUUGAGUAAAUGAUUUUGAUUAAAUCAAAAUGAGGGAACCAAUUAGUACAAGGUUGCCACUAUUUACUAAAACCAGGGAUCAAGUUAUUAAGUUGUGGAAAUGCAUUCUUAAUUUGUGGCCAAGAUUAAAAAAUAUUUUGAUCUGUACGUCAUGUGUGGGGCUCUGUAGUAUUUAAUUACAGAGCAUAUACUGUACAAAAUUCAUAAAAACUCUUUGUGUCCUUGUCUUACCUUGAUUCACAUAGGUAAGCUUAUAAUGGUUUACAAUUUGAGCUGUUGGGUCCAGUUUUACAGGAACUAGCCAUCUAGCUGGCUGCUUUUGAUCCAUCUAAACAAUUAUCAUUGACCUCUUGGGAAUCACCCAUUGUCAAAACACAGACACCUCAAACUGCAGAGAGGUAUCGAAACACCAUCUGAGCCACAACAGCAGAUUAGGGGUUUCUUAUUUCAUUCUGUGCACAUUUUUGGAUCUUUUUUUUUUUUUUUUUACUGUCUAAUUUUGCUUGAUAUGAUCACUGUUAACAGUAGAGAUUUCAAAGCAUUAGAUUCAAUUAAAGUUAAAUAACCAGUCUGGAAGGGACAUGUAAUUUUGCAAUGUGAUCUCAUGAAAAUUCGUAUGUAUUUUAAAUAAAAUGUGGUUCUACAAA
Molecule: messenger RNA, 4365 nt
Organism: Cyprinus carpio (common carp)
Lineage: Eukaryota; Metazoa; Chordata; Actinopteri; Cypriniformes; Cyprinidae
Gene: itgam.3
Product: integrin alpha-X-like
Exons: 31
Coding region: 78-3485 (1135 amino acids)
Biological process (GO): cell-cell adhesion; cell-matrix adhesion; cell adhesion mediated by integrin
Cellular component (GO): external side of plasma membrane; integrin complex
Molecular function (GO): integrin binding
Source: RefSeq, a predicted model, not a curated record